Messenger RNA from Nasonia vitripennis (jewel wasp), 1711 nucleotides. RefSeq lists its product as uncharacterized. NCBI's taxonomy places the organism in Eukaryota, Metazoa, Arthropoda, Insecta, Hymenoptera, Pteromalidae. Gene Ontology annotation, cellular component: extracellular region. The transcript is spliced from 10 exons. Bases 139 to 1557 code for a protein of 472 amino acids. The record is from RefSeq and is a predicted model, not a curated record.
ACCUGAAAAAAUCGAACGUUUGAUCGAUGCUCCCCUGUUUUUUCAGUUUACAAUCUCAAAACAAGAUGUCUUGAUACGCGUAUCCGGAGCUUUUAACCUACACAGAUCGGGGCAAAAUUUCAAGUUUUAAAUUUCACGAUGGCCGACUCGCAGUUCGCCGAGGAGUGUCUGAAGCACCACAACACGUUACGCGCUCUCCACAACUCUCCGGACCUGGUCAUCGACAUAAAGUUAAACGAUUUUGCACAAGACUGGGCGCUUACUCUCGCCGGCAAGGAUAUUUUUGAACAUCGGAAAGAAAAUAAUUAUGGGGAGAAUCUCUACGUUGGAUACAACAGCGAUCCCGAGUGGAAGCUCGAUCCUCAAGUGCCGGUCCAAUCUUGGUACGACGAGAUAUCGGCUUACAAGUUCGGAGAGCCGAGACCCAAGAAUAUCGCUGCUGUGGGCCACUUUACCCAGCUGGUUUGGAAGGGAAGCGAAAAGCUAGGAGUCGGCCGUGCCGUCAGCAAAACCGGAAAGGUCUACGUCGUCUGCAAUUACGAGCCGGCUGGUAACGUCGUCGGCCAGUUCGCCAAUAACGUGACUGCUCCGAAGGCUGCUGGCACCGAAGCGGCUGAACAGAGGUCCGAGACGACGACGACGGCUGCUGCAUCGGGAAUCGUCGAGCUCGCGCAAUUGGACAGGAUAACGGCGGAGGAGCUGCGCGCCUGGUCAACCUGGCUGACAAAGGUCGCGGAGAUAGCCGAGCGCGAGUGGCACGAAUGGCUGCUGGCCCACAUAAAUUUGGCUUUGAGACUGAACGAGUGUCUGCUGAGAGCCAGACAAGAGAUCGAGUCGGAAAAACUGCAGGAAGCCGAGGAGGAUACCGGCAACGAUGUCGAAAGAGCCGAUGCGAGCGCAGAGCCAAUGGAGGAUGAAAAGAGCGAAGUAGUAAGUUACGUCUACGAGGAAGCGGAAGACAAAGUAGUUAGCGACAAAGAGCCCGAAACGCAAGAGGAGCCGAAUAACAGCAACGGCGGCGGUGGUAGUAGCUACGUUGGAAUCGAAAAAACGCACGAAAAUGUGGAACAAAAGGAGGCUGAGGACAAAAACACGGAGUCGCUUGUUUCAAUUGGCAUUGUGCCGACGGCGGCGGCGGUAGCGGCGGAGCUCGCGGCAACAAACGUCGACGACGACGACUCGCAAGAGAAAGAAGCCAAAAUCAUCCCUGUGCCGAGGGACGAGAGCGAGAUGCUGGAAAUCAUAAAAGAGUUCAGACGCCGGGCGAAAAGGUACCAGUCGCUCUAUAGAUACUGGCUCGAGACUGCAGACAGGGUAAUAGAGGAAAUAACCGGGAAGUCGUCGGAACGAGCGCAAACUCAUGAAGAAAUUCCUCGCUUCUUUUACUUGCGGAACCAGCCCGACGACGUUGAUGUAGGAAUCGAGAGCGACGACGAGGACGACGGCGAAGAAAUAGCGCGCAGCAGUCGGGAAAGGAUCACUUGCAACAAGCUUCAUCUAUUUUUCAAUCUAACGGAUGACUCCGACGAAACCGAGAACUCGUCAUACGAAAUUUAGCCCGGGACAAAUGAUCCCCCGCUGCCUCUUUAAACAUUCAGACAUUCUCGCGGAAUUGAUGGUGUCGUAUACGCGCGUGACAAAGGCGACGAACAAAAAAAAAACUGCGUAUCACUGUAACUCGACACAAUAAAAAUCUCACCUCGAAACCAUA